Molecule: messenger RNA, 2835 nt
Organism: Morchella sextelata
Lineage: Eukaryota; Fungi; Ascomycota; Pezizomycetes; Pezizales; Morchellaceae
Exons: 3
Coding region: 1-2835 (944 amino acids)
Source: RefSeq, a predicted model, not a curated record
AUGAAAUCGUCUUGCCCUUUUUGCAGCAAGAGGUACAGCUCCUCCGGGAAUUUUGACAGACAUCUUCCAACGAUCCAUCCUUUGGAAGCAGAUGAAUGGCUGGGAAAUCAAUAUUCACUGCUGGAGCACGAUCAACCUGCAGAGACCCCCGACAACACUGACGAGAGCCCAGAGAGCAUUCCCGAUUACUAUUCAGACACGCAUUACGAUUCAGAGUCGGACAUUUUCGACCAAGAUUCGGGUAACAAUUCGGACCUCGAAUCCGAAUCAUAUUUCGUGAUUGAAGAGGCAGAUGGCGAUUCAAAUGGGCAUAGUAGGGCAUCUACGACAGUUUACGAGGGUGCUGGGGAGCCACUUUACCGCUCGGAGGACUACGACGAGUGCUCACAGAGACUUCUCCAAUACCCAUGGCACCCAUUCUGGUCAGUAUACGAGUUCAGAAUAGCACGCUAUUUCACACUGUCCAAAGCCUCACAGGGGAACAUUGACAGCUUCUUUCUACACGCUCCGCCGAGUAGUGGCGAGUGCUCCUACAGCACUGGGCGGGGUUUUAUCAAGAGGUUGGAGGAAAUGAACGAUAUACUGGGAAAGGCGAGCUGGAAUCAUUCGGAGGUGGAUAUUGGGGGGGAGAAGAUCUCUUACUACUACCGGGAUCCAAUGGUAGUCGUCCGAUAUCUUCUAGGGCAACGUGCCUUCCGGGAGUCAUUGGUGUAUUCGCCCGUGGUGGAGCAUAAUGAAUUCGGCGAGCGAAUGUACGGGGAAAUGCAUACAGGAGAUUGGUGGUGGGAGAUACAGAAUACGUUACCGGAGGGGUCCACUGUCAUACCAAUUAUCUGCGCGUCGGAUGGCACACAUCUGACAAAUUUCAGCGGGGACAAGAAAGCCUGGCCAAUCUAUCUUACCAUCGGGAACAUCAAGUCGUCGGUGCGCAACAAGCCCACAGGGCAUUCAUUCAUUCUCCUAGGGCUGCUACCAGUGCCACCGAAGCUCGGAAAGAAUACAACACUCGCUAAUUGCGUUUUAAGACGUCAGAGUCAAAUGGCACUGCAUCGUGCCCUUGGGGAGAUCUUUCAAAGCAUUCGCGAGUGCUCUCAGGAGGGCGAGCUAAUCAAAUGCGCCGAUGGCUACGAACGACUAUGCUUUCCGGUGCUCUCGGGCUGGAUCGCCGAUCAACCCGAGCAUUCAAACUUGCAAAACAUUAGCACUAGUGCUUGCCCGAGAUGCGAGGUGGAGUUUCACAAUCUUGGGAGCACUCGUCGAAGCUCUAUGCGCAAUCACGAGGACUACAGGGAGAGGGUACAGCUAUUUGGCGAGAACCCGGGCAAUCUAGAACCGGUAGAAUACCUUGUUGGGAGAUCCGUCAAAACACUCUUCAAUGCUUUCUGGGGUAUGCCGAGGGUUAAUCCGUACGAUCUCAAUAAACCGGACAUACUGCACAAUAUUUACCUGGGGAUGUUGAAGCACAUGAUGGAGUGGAUUCAGGGUUUCUUGAAGAAGCAUCAUCGAUUGGAGGAAUUCGACAAAGCUUGGGCUUCGAUUGCGCCUUACCCUGGACUAGCAGUACCAAACAAGGCAUAUCGUUCUACCACCCAAUGGCAAGGGAAAGAGAUGCGGAAUCUGGGGCGGGUCGUUCUAGGAGCACUCGCGGCUGCUCUGAGAAACCCGGGAGUGGCUGUCAGGAGCGACUUCGCAAAAGCUUUGAAAUGCGUUCGAAGCCUAAUAGACUUCCACUUAAUGGCGCAAUAUAGGAGUCAUACAACGAGCACACUGGACUAUAUGGAGAGCUAUCUCGAGGAUUUCCAUAAACACAAGGAUAUCUUUUCAGAAUUCAGGGCGUACAAGAAGACGUUAAAGGAUGCGAGAGAUCGAACGAAAGCAAUUAGUGGCUCCCAGAGCACCCAGCGAGGCUUGGAGGAGAUCCGGGAGAUUCGGGAAAGAUCGCACUUCAACUUCAUCAAAUUGCACGUCUUAAUGCACUACCGGGAGCACGUUGAGCGCUUUGGUAGCAUUCCUCAAUACUCCACGGACGUCAGCGAGCUUGCCCAUGUACGGCAGGUAAAAGAAGCUUACAGAGCGUCCAACAAGGUUGAUGCUGCGACGCAGAUACUGGACUAUGGAGGGAGCCAUCGGGAUAACCUCAAGGAGUUGCUCGACAUUUUCAACAUCGAGGGCCGCAAGAAAACGCCAAACGAACGCUCAAUAGUAGAAAGCGGACUGCCACUGAAGCGUCUUUGCAACCCCUCCGCGAAAUCGGAAAGACUUUUCAACGUGGCAGACGGACUGCAAAUGAGCCAUAUCACGCUAUAUCGCCUGAUAAAGGAGUAUGCCGAGGAUGCGGGAUGCUCUCAGAGCUUUGCCGGAAGCUCUGAGAGCAUGUUGGAGCACCGGGUGGUGGUUUUCACAUGCUUGCAGGUUCCAAUACCAAUCUUCCAAAGGCCUGACGUAUACGAGGUUCACAACAUCAGGUGUACGGGAACAGCAUCUUUUAGGAAGGGGAAAAUAAGAAAGGAUUGGGCAUGGAUAUCGGUAGGUUCUUCAGAGCAGUGGGGAGUGUUUCGGGGACGCUUACCAGGACGUUUGGAGGCUCUGUUCAAGGUGCGGGAUAGCACAGGGCGCGCACAUAGACUAUGUGUAGUUGAGCUGCUUGAGGUGAAGGAUCGUUGUAUCGCUGAUAGCUCACAUGGGCUGCUGAAGGUCUGUAGGAGGAGGAGGAAGAGGAUGUGGGUCGUGAAUAUUCGGAGUAUAUUAGGAAUGGCCUAUUUGUUCGAGGUGGAUGCUGGCAAUUGGCUGGUAAAUACUAGGAUAGAUUUGCGUACGUGGAAUGAAUUCAGUUGA